UCAGUUUAGUAACGAGGGUCGACCAUGUCGGACGCGGGAGGAGGAGGUGAGAAGCGCGGAGUCAAGAGAAGUUCCAGGGAGUUGCAACAACAAACGCCAAGACGACCGGGAGAAUCUUCACAACCGCCUUCGAUAGCAACGUCUCCAGGCCCAUCAACUUCACGUAGUGAAGGAGACACCAGGUCCAGCAGUUACUAUGCUGGGCAACAACACGCAAGUGGGGGAGCGGCUGCUGCUGGGCCUAGCCAUCAGCAAGCCGGGGGGACAAGUGCAAUUGUUAGCGGAGGAACUCGUGGUUUAAGCCGGGCGCGGAAUCAGCUCGAAUUAGUUACCAAAUCUCCGUCAUACGACAAACAUGGACAUUCGGGAGAAAAGAUGACUGUGCGGUCUAAUUAUUUCCAAGUGAUCAAAAUGCCGGACGUCAAAUUGUUGCAGUAUCGCGUCGAUUUCACGCCGGAAAUAGCGGAUGAUAUUAGUUUCAUCCGCAAAGGGCUCAUUCGAACUCACCAAGAAAUUCUCGGCCAUUACAUUUUCGAUGGGACUCUUCUCUACACCACCAUUCCUCUUCCUCAACCGUUGGAAUUGAUUUCUAAGAGGAAAUUCGAUGGGAGUGACGUCAAAAUUAAAUUCGCUUUAGUAGGCGAAUUUCAACAAGAAGAUGCUACAUACACCUCAGUAAUGUGUUUGAUCCUGAGGCGUUGCAUGUCGAUGCUCAACUUGGUGAUGUUGAAGCGCAAAUAUUACGACAAGGCAGCCAAAGAAGAUGUUCCGGGUCACCCGAUUACCAUUUGGCCGGGGUAUGUGACAACGAUUCGACGUCACGAGCGUGACUAUCUUUUGAACGUGGAAAUCGUUCACAAAUACCUUCGCAGAGACACUGCCAUGAACGUGAUUGAACGAAUUCAUCGGCAAUUAGGGAGAGAUGAUUUCAUGAAUCGUGUCAAAACUGAAUUACUAGGCCAGAUCGUGAUGACGCUGUACAACGACAAAACGUACAGGAUCGACGACAUUGAUUUCGACAAGACUCCAAUGUCGACGUUCCACUUGCGCAAAGAGGAUCGGGACAUCACCUACAAGGAAUAUUACCAAAAACAUUACGAGGUGAACAUCAAAGACGAGCGGCAAUUUUUGCUCGUGUCCCGACCCUCACGUAACAAACCCGACAACCAGCAAGGGGCCAGCAUGAGAGAUGAUACGGUUUAUCUCAUUCCGGAAUUGUGCGGAAUGACGGGACUAACAGAGGAACACAGGAACAAUUUUAAAAUGAUGCAGGCCGUUGGGAAUAUCACGCGAGUCACGCCGGGCAGACGGGUGGAGACUUUAAUGAAAUUCCGUCGACGAUUGGCCGAAACUCCGCAGAUUGAACGGGAGCUAAAUAAUUGGGGACUUCAAUUCGCCAAUCAACUCGUUCCCUGUCCGGCCAGAACUUUGAAAGCACCGCUCCUUCUCACGGGAACGAAUACAAUUAACACGAAAGAUGGCGACUGGGGCCGUGAAAUGCAAAAAAGAAAAAUGUGCGUUUCUGUCAAGAUGGCGGAAUGGAUCGUCGUUUAUCCGACUAAACUCAACUCGCAAGUUCGAUCCUUUGUUAAUAUGAUGAAAAGAGUUGGCGAACCUCAAGGAUUUCACCUGCCGGAACCUCACUAUGUUCCACUGGACAUGGAUCGAACCAGUGAUUACAUCAAUGCUUUGCGGGAUAACAUCCCCAACAGAUAUUACGACAUCGUCAUGUGCGUGUUGCGAACCAAUCGAACCGACACAUAUUCGGCCAUCAAGAAAUACACCUUUUGCGAUAGGGGUAUCGCUUCCCAAGUAAUUACAGGUCGAAUUAUUGAGGGAACCGAAGGCAGAUUAAUGUCGGUGGCUACCAAAGUGAUGACUCAAAUCGCAUGUAAAUUAGGUGCUGAACCGUGGACACUAGUUGCGCACCUUCAAAGGCCCUGGAUGAUUGUAGGAUACGACACCUACCACGACGCUCGCAAUCGAAAAGCCGUCGGUGCGUUCGUGGCUUCAAUCAACACGAGUUACACGCGCUACAAUUCGUCGGUGAAAAUCCAUCCAGCCAAUGAGGACAUUUCGCCCAGCUUCAAGGAUCACAUGCUCAAAUCAUUAAAGGCCUAUCAAACAGCAAAUGGCUCUUAUCCGGAAAAAAUUAUCGUCUACCGUGAUGGCGUCGGAGCUGGCGAUAUCCAAACUGUCCUGGAUAUCGAACUCGAAGGCAUCCAGGAAGCUUGUAAACUAGUGGCGAAUGCCAAUUUAGCAGGAGUUGAUUACAAGCCUGGCAUUGCAUUUGUGAUUGUCAGCAAGGCGAUCAAAACUCGUUUUUUCGCCGGAACGAGAGACAAUCCAUCGAAUGCAGCGAGUGGGACGGUAGUGGACGAUACUGUCACCAUCAGGGAGCGAAGUGAUUUCUUUUUGGUCUCGCAAAAAGUCAAUCAAGGAACAGUUUCGCCAACGAAUUUCAACGUCAUUUUCGACAGCACUGGACUGGCGGCCAACGUCCAUCAAAUGUUUGCGUACAGUUUAACCCAUCUCUACUACAACUGGCCGGGAACGGUACGAGUUCCGGCUCCGAUGCAAUACGCUCACAAGUUGGCGUAUUUGGUGGGCGAAAGGAUUGAACGAGAGCCAUUAGAUGUCCUUGCAAAAUUCCCCUAUUACCUUUAAAAUGUGUGCUCCAUUUCAAAGUGAAAUCUUUUAUAGAUUUCGAUCUCUAAAUAUUGUCGCCCACCACAAUGACCUCAACACAUUUUGUUUUUCAUUCUAAUGUCACUGCCAAUUUUUAG
Molecule: messenger RNA, 2786 nt
Organism: Daphnia pulicaria
Lineage: Eukaryota; Metazoa; Arthropoda; Branchiopoda; Diplostraca; Daphniidae
Product: protein aubergine-like
Exons: 16
Coding region: 25-2667 (880 amino acids)
Biological process (GO): regulatory ncRNA-mediated gene silencing
Cellular component (GO): P granule
Molecular function (GO): piRNA binding; protein binding
Source: RefSeq, a predicted model, not a curated record